This is a messenger RNA of Magallana angulata, 5313 nucleotides long. RefSeq lists its product as uncharacterized. The transcript has a single exon. The record is from RefSeq and is a predicted model, not a curated record. The coding region runs from base 415 to 2799 and encodes 794 amino acids. Lineage: Eukaryota; Metazoa; Mollusca; Bivalvia; Ostreida; Ostreidae.
ACCUUAAAGCAACGUAUUAUGAUGUAAAAUCGUCGAUAUGUAUUGAUAAUUUGUCAUUUGCAUGAAAACUCGGCUAACGAAUUCUGUGAUCUCGAACUAGACUGCAUGUCUCCCAGCGGUUCCUGUUGUUCUGAUUAUUCGUUUCACCGUCAUUUCCAGCGAUUACUUCACCAGUUCUGCUGACAGUCCACAGAGCAGAAUGCAGGAAUUUGCUCGACUUUUCAAGUAGUUUACAACGCGUUCGUUCAUUCGUGGGAUAUUUAAACCUACUUUUUCCCUUUUAUGACCAGAUACUAUUGUUACUCAAACUUAGUCGACAUUUACACGUCUGACGGUGAAUCAGCCGUUUCUUCAUGCCUUAGUGAAUAGUUUUUUAAACGGACAUUCCAGAGGAAUAAACAAAAUUGGAUUAAGAUGGCGAACAAAAAUAUCGUUUUUGGUUUGAGUUUGAUUUGGAGUUUUAUCGCAUGCGUUUCUUGCAAAUGUUUGCACCAUGAGGAACAGCUGGUGUACCAGUGGGUGGCUGUGGAAUUCAAAUGGCCGAAUGAUACCAUGAAGCAGGAAUACAUCAACUCUAGUAAAUACAUAUUAGAAAAUAACGCCAUCAACGGAAUAAAACUGUAUAAAGAUGAUGUUUACUUGACAAUUCCCAGGCUGAAGGAUGGGGUCGCCGCAUCGCUCGUAAUUAUUGAUAAAAACGACUACAGCGAAUCUCCGAUGGUUGAUGCAUAUCCCAGCUGGGAAAUGCAUAUUUUAGGAGACUGUAAUACACUGCAAUUAGUACAAAGCAUGGAAAUAGAUCCGGAGAGUGGGUUGAUGUGGAUUUUAGACACAGCUUACGUCCCAAGUUCAUCAAUUGAAGUGGCUAAAAGAUGCCUCCCUAAGAUCGUGGUAUGGGACAUUAACCAGAAUAAAGAAGUUUAUCGGUAUGUUUUUUCGAAAGAAGUCAUAGAGGACCCGUUUUAUCUGAACGACCUCGUCUUAGAUUACGGCGGUCAGAAAGAGGUUGAAUUCGUGUACAUAAGUGACACCCUUGGAAGAAAAAUGGUUGUUUAUAACCACAUAAACAAAACAGCUUACACAUUCGUUCAUUCCAGUUUUGAAAGAAAAAUGCAGUAUGGAAACAUUACCAUUAAUGGUGAAAGCGAAAUGGUUCCGUUGAGUGUUAACGGCAUAGCGAUAUCAGAUGAUUUCCGAUACGUGUACUAUUGUCCGAUGGCCUCAUUGAGUUUGUACCGAGUCCCUACGUCUGCCCUUAGAAAUAAAGACGCCAAUAUGGACGCGGUGGUCGAAAGCCUCGGUAGCAAAGGGAUUCAGUCAGACGGUCUCUAUCACGGAAGAGGAAGCUCACUAUAUUAUUCCACCUUAGGACAGAAUGGAGUUUACCGUUGGGAUACGUUAAAAAAUACAAAAGAAGUCUUGGUUAAAAACACCACAAUUGAAUGGGUAGACUCUCUAGGAAUGGACGGAAAAGGGUACUUGUGGUUCACAUCUAAUGAUUUACACAAGUAUUUUAGAAACGGAACAAUACCCGGCAAAUCCAAUUAUUUUGUAUGGAAAGUUUACGUUGGAGAAAAAGGAUACCUGGACACCCCUAAGGGAGGUCCUGUUUUUGGUUGUAAAGAAACGGGAUCAAAAUCAGCAUCUAUCGCUGAAAAGUGGGUUACAGUUGACUUUGAAUGGCCAACAUGCAAACAGCGAGAAAAUGCACUAGCUUCGAACAAUUAUAUUCCUGCAAAUAAUGAAAUAAAUGGAAUAAGUGUUUACAAGGAUAAAAUUUAUCUAACAAUUCCCAGAACCAAAAAUGGAGUCGUUAGUACGGUUGGGAUCUUAACCGAACACUCGAUUCAACCUUACCCGUCACCUGAGAUGAACACCAUUGGUGACUGUAAUGCUUUGCAAUCUGUACAAAGCAUGGAAAUUGAUGUUAACACGGGCUUUCUUUGGAUGUUGGACUCGCCAUCUGGAAAUUCAUGCAAACCUAAACUAGUUGUACAUGAUUUAAACAAAAAUACUGAAGUCUUCAGGUACGUGUUUACUGAGAGUCUGCUGGGUCAGAAAUAUUUUCUUGAAGAUAUUGUUUUAGAUUACAUUCAUCAAACCGCUUCGUUUGCGUACAUAUCCGACUCUUUGGGUGGAAAGCUUAUCAUUUUUGACGUCAGUAAUAAAUCCGCUUGGAGCAUAACGCAUCUAUCAAUGACCCAUAAUACCCAAUACGAAAAUAUAAUGGUAUCAGGAAUACAAACAAGUACUCAUCAGAAGGGAAUCAGAGGAAUUGCUUUAUCUCCAAAUUUCAAAUAUUUGUAUUAUUCGCCGCUAGCUGGCGUUAAACUGUACCAGAUCGAGACCUCCGUUAUAAGAAACAAGGACAGUACCGCCACAGACAUUAAUACAUCCGUCAGAGAAAUAGGAAAUAAAGAUUUCCCGACAUCAGGGAUGUACAGUACCAAAACCGGUCUCUACCUGACUGAUCUGAGCACUGGCUCUAUUCUGAAAUAUAGUUACUCGGCGACGGGGAAUCUAGUGAACGGCAGCAAAACGGAAGUGACGAAGAAUUGCUUGAUCCAAUGGCUAGACAGUCCAACUGUUGAUGCAAAUGAAAACCUUUGGUUUACUUCACGCAAUGUCGAGCCUUUCUUUGGCAAUUCUACGAUGACUGAACAUUUCAAUUUCUUUAUAUGGAAGCUUAACAUCGGUCAAAGCAAGGACACCUCUGCCGGCACAAUUUUAUCCGGCAGUACAUCUGUUUAUUUGUUACAGUUUUGGUUGAUCACGAUGCUGUAUUUCCAUAUUAUUUAAACCAGCAAUAACUGCUUAACGAUGAGGAACGAUUUGAAGGAAUGUUUUAAACUGUACCUCUACGUGAGAUUUUAAUGGUAACACAGCAUUCCUUUAGUAUGUCAAAUGAAUGAUGUGAUUUAAAAAAAAUUAACCAGCUAAAUUACAGUCAACAACACGCAAUGGGCUAGUGUACAGAAAAAUUUUCUUUAUAUCAAAUGUACAGAAUAGGUAUAAAGUCUCACGAUUCAUAAGUAAAGUAUAUCGAUGACAGCUGACUCCUCCACGGUUUAUAAACUUAAAAAAAGACAAGUUAUUCAAAACCAAAACCACCUGAGUGAAUUUUGGCCAUUGUUCUUCUUCAAUUCGUUGUUCGCAGAUACAAAAUUAAAACUAUUAUGAGGACACAAAAAAUAUUUCAUUUUCAAGACACGUUGAGUGCCUCUUGAUAUUUGAAGUACACGUAACGUGUUGUAAAUUUAGUCUCAUUGCGAACAAUUUAAAAUAUAUAAACCUUGAACUUGAACUCAGCCUGAUGUAAAUAACCAUUGAUAGCCUUUUACUGGGUCGCCGAUAAGCAGCUUUACAAGUAAUGUUCAGGACACCACAACAAGUGAACCAUAAUAGACACGAUAAAAGAAUGACAAAGACUGGGCUUUGUUAAAUUGUAUGCCUUAUUCCCUUAUCAUAUAUCGAAUACACAAAUUAUAUGUCUGUAAAUAUAUGAUCAUUAAUACGCCAUUAGUCUAAUGUUUGUAGAUAUCUAAAUCAUAAAAUAACGCAUAAAUCAUUGCUGCAUUUUGCUGUAUUAAAUAAUAUUAAUGUCGUUGUAUCUAUUGUAAUAUAAAUACUAUUAUAGAAUUUUGUACGUAUUCUCUAUUAGCUCAAGAUAAAUAGCUGUGAAUCGCUAAAAUCUUUAUUAAUAUGUCCCUCUUGUAAUAUAUUAAUUUGACAAAACCAUGGAAAUAAUUUCUUUCAAAGUUUGUCUAAAACUUUGUUUUAGAAUUAAUUUUAAUUCAGGAGUAACUCGGGUGGCCUUGUAUUUUCCCAAGAAGUUCUGCAUUGUCCUCAGUUUCCUGUAAUACAGAAAAUGUCCUCGAUAUUAAUAAUAGGAAAAAACCGUGUGACAAAAGUGUAUACAUGUAUCUGCGUGAGAUAAGAAUUUCGUCAUCUACAGAGUUGCAAAAAGCUCUACAUUAUUUUAGAAAUAACUGAAAUGAUAUUGCAUUAAUACAGGUAGCAACAUGAUGUGUUUUGGACUUAAGGUGGCUCUAUACACCCACAGUUUAUUCCAAUUUUCAAUAGAAGACCACAAAAUAUAUACUUAUCAAAUAUUAAAAUGACAAUAGGGAUACUAUAGGUAUUUUUAAAGAAUUUUUUAAUGUUUUUUCGUGUUUUUGUAAAAUAUUUUUUUAAAAGACAGCUAUCAACAAAUUGAAAGACAUUAUUUUGUCAUAUGAUGGAUAUUUCCAUCGGACACACAAAAAAAAUAUAACACUUCUUAACAUUCAAAAAUGUUAUUAUUGCAAUUUUGUUUAGUAUUUCCCCAAAACAUAUUUUUUCAUAUUUUCUUACUCUGUUGACAAAUCAUCUGAAAAAGUUGCUUGAUGUUAUAAGAAAAUGUAUUUUAAUAAAUGUGAAAUAAAAAAUUGAAUGAAAACAAUUGCAAAUAAACACAAAAAAUAUUUUAAAUUUUAUUUGGUAUGAAAGUUCCUCGUGUAAGGGUUAUCAUUCCUAAGUCCCAAGGCCCAAACACCUUGGGGACUUUUCAUUUCUGAGUUGAAGAAAAUUUCCUAAAUAUAAUGUUGGAAUGAUAAAUACAUGCAUAUUUCAUUAUAGACUUUGCCCUGUAUAAGUGAAUAUAUUCGCUUUAGUGCAAAACUAAGUCAAAUAAAUAAAGGGGAACAUUGACUAGGCUAAUAGGAUUUAUGUAUCCCAACCUGAGAGAAAUUCAAAGCAACCCUCUCAUCCCCGUUAGGUGUCGAUAAUAAUGUGCAUUAAAGUAUAUUAUAAUUAAAAUAUUUUCCCCUGUUUAGAAUUUUCUUUCACGGUAUUCAACCAAAAAAUACGUUUUAGAAAUUUUUGGAAAGUUAAAAAAUUUAUUGUUCUCAACGGGAGUCGAACUCAUGACCUACUGGUUUGUAGUGAACCCACUAACCCACUGCGCUACGGUGUAACAUAUCGAUGACGCUAAAGAAACUCUUAAAAAAUUUAUCCUUGAUUUUAUUGUUUAUUUCGAUAAAUAAUACCACACAACGUGAAGGUGUCACAUACCACAUUACUUGUAAGUAAUGAAUUUUCCAAUUAUCAAAUUAAAUCUAUCCAUUUAACAAAUUUUUCAAAAUAGCGGUUCCCAUACAAUUUACCUCAGUUUAAAUCAGCCAGUACCGGAAAUGCAUGUUUCCAGAUUUACUUUUUUGCGUACUGCGUCAUCAAAAAGUGGUGUAUAGAGCCACCUUAAUACCUAAGAAGGUUUUGAUCGUAUCUGCAUUGUUUAGGUAAUAAAUAGCAAUUAAUUAAAAAAAAUUCAACUUG